AUGUUGCCUCAGUUUGGCUUUAUUGUUGCACAGGCUGGUGCAGAUUCGCAUCCACCAACACCUAAUAAUAUCACUCCUCCAGCAACAUCAUCAGCAUCAUCGUCUGCAGUGGCUACUCCACAAUUGACAAAGCCAUACCCUCCCCCUCCUUCAUCAUCGUCCAAUGCUCCACCUCCACAACAGCAACAGCAGACAAAUCAAGCUCCACCAUCUCAAGGAGACUACUACUACACGCGACCCUCUCCACCGUCGAAUAGCACUGGCGGUAUGCUGCCACCACCUCUGCCUUACAUGUAUUCCUCUGCACCACCACCUCCACCACCCAUGACAAGGGAUGAAUACUUUAGCAACAGAUAUCAACCACCGUAUGAUGUACGCAAUGAUCAGUAUAGAUCGCUUCAGCCAUUGCCACCACCACCCCCUCCUCCUCAAAGCGCUAGUUGGCAGGACGGAAGUUAUAUGGAUCCGUAUCAUGCUCCUUCAUGGCAGCAACAGCAGCAACCACCGCCAUCUUACUCAAUGAUGCAAGCUCCCCCUUCACAUCACCAUCAUGUUCUUCCUCCUCCUCCAUCGCAAGUUCAACACCAGCCUCUACCUCCACCACCAUCAGUUCAAUCUUAUCAACAACAUCCGCCACCACCGCAACCCCAUCAGCAGGGUCCUCCUCAUACGAUUCCUGCUCCUCCACCUCCUUCUCAGGCUCAACAUUAUGCUAACAUUACUACUAAUACUAAUCAUACCACAUCGCCACCACCAAUGCCACCGCAACAACAACAACAACAAGCACCCAUCCUUCAUGGUAGUACUAAAUCUGUUGUACAACCGCCAUUGCCUCCACAAACACAAGCCAAGUUGCAACAGCAACAGCAACAACAUGAUGACUAUUUGUAUGAGGAUCAGCAUCACAGCCAGCAGCAGCAUCCUCGUUGGCAAGAACCAAUAGAAGAGAACAAGAUGUUACGUCGGAUCCGGGAAUUCAGUGAUUUAAUGACAUGGAUGGACAGCGAGUUCUGGGAGCAAUGUGAUGAAAUUUAUCGGGAGAAAUUGCAGUCAUUACAAGAAGAGAUUCAAUCGAUCCAAGAAGGCACGCAUUCCACAUUCACAGAGACAAUGACAGACAUUGAGAUGCGUCGCGAACAGACGAUUCAUUAUGCAGAGUAUUUCAAGAAUUACGAAUUGACAUUGAGCAAGCAUCAGUAUGAUCAAGAGAUGAAUUUAAUACAGGAUGAAUACGAGACUGAAAGGCACAAUUUGCAUGAUCUUGUCUUGCAAGCCAUCGAAGAACGAAAGAAGCAAGUCAAAGAGGACAGGGAUGAUUAUGAAUUCGAUGUGCAGGAUCUGUUUAAGGAUGCAUAUGCACGGGUGCAUACCAAGCGCAGCCUCAGAAAGCGAACGCCCUUUGAUAGACACAACAGCGCAUCGCCAUCUCGCCAAGAAAGACGCAGAAGAGAGAGACAAGCCACUCCACAUAAUAUACAUGCACAACCAUCGACUGCAGAGGAAGAAGAACUGGAAUCAGAGUUCCUGAGUAUGAAGGGAGGUGCAGCCGCAAGAAGACAAGCAGCUCAGAUAUCUUCAUCGCAGCAGAGACGAUAG
Mucor velutinosus is the source of this 1596-nucleotide messenger RNA. RefSeq names its product low-affinity phosphate transporter. The record is from RefSeq and is a predicted model, not a curated record. Lineage: Eukaryota; Fungi; Mucoromycota; Mucoromycetes; Mucorales; Mucoraceae. The transcript is spliced from 7 exons. The coding region runs from base 1 to 1596 and encodes 531 amino acids.